Knipowitschia caucasica is the source of this 432-nucleotide messenger RNA. The record is from the annotation of a GenBank genome assembly. Lineage: Eukaryota; Metazoa; Chordata; Actinopteri; Gobiiformes; Gobiidae.
AUGGAUGCCAAAGCUCGACAAGAUUGCAUCAAAGAGAUAGAUCUCCUGAAGCAACUGAACCAUCCAAACGUGAUCAAGUACCACGCUUCGUUCAUCGAGGACAACGAACUCAACAUCGUUUUGGAGUUAGCCGACGCUGGAGACUUGUCACGGAUGAUCAAGCACUUUAAGAAGCAGCGGCGGCUGAUCCCAGAGAGAACCGUGUGGAAGUACUUUGUGCAGCUGUGCAGCGCUUUGGAACAUAUGCACUCCAGGAGGGUCAUGCACCGAGACAUCAAACCAGCGAACGUCUUCAUCACAGCCACAGGAGUCGUCAAACUGGGAGACCUGGGUCUGGGCCGAUUCUUCAGCUCCAAGACCACGGCCGCUCACUCCCUCGCGGUGUGUUCCAGACCCGGGCCGGUCCGCACUUCCUCUGUCCACGACCUCUGA